AUGCGAGGGUCAAAAAAAGCGUGUGUCUUCCCGGGCACACAGGACGACACGACUUGUCCAGCAUGUGACAAGCCGCUCAAGACCAGUCAAGGGCUUAUGGCACACCUGUCGACGGCGCGAUCAUGCCUUUGGUACCGCAAGGGCAAGAACAGAGUUCCCGUUGAGCACAACAUACCAGAAGUUACCGAGACCGCCGAGUGCAAUGUGUCCGGCACCGACGACGCAAUGGAUGAGGACGAACCAUAUGAAGACUUCCAUACCUUCCUAGACCACGGCAAUCUCUUCCACUUUGAGCUCCCAGCAGAGGCCGAGGUCAUGGAGGAGCAAGCUGGCAAUGACAGCGGCCCAUCCUUAGAAGACGUUGACACGACAGCCGGCCGAGUGAUACGAAUGGAGCCGCGGAUUGUGGACACUUGGAAGGCGUUCUUUGCGGAGGACUCGGCAACGGAAGGGAGCGCCGACUCAGAGGAGGAUCGGAUGGAUGUCGACAGCGAGGAGGGUGAGGGAGGAUGUGCACAGGAACGAGACCCGAACGGUCGAUGGAAACCGUUUGCCUCGGAGCUCGACUGGCGCGUGGCGAACUGGAUAAUCAGGGAGGAUGUGGGACAAGGAUCGUUAAAUCGCUUCCUCAGCAUACCAGGGGUCGUGGAGAAAUUAGGACUUACAUUCAAGGAUGUCCGUGAGCUAUUCAUCAAAGUAGACGCCCUUCCCGACCGCGCUGCAUGGAAAACCACGUCUCUGACGUUUCCGGAUCGUAUUGAUGAAGAGCACUUGGUGCGUUACAGGGACAUCCUUGAAGCGAUCAAGGCCCUUCUCGGAAAUCCAGCACAUGCCAAAGACAUCGUGUAUCGGCCGCGACGCGUGUUCGCCGACCGAUCGAGAACGAAGAGAAUCUACUCCGAAAUGUGGACAGGUUUAUGGUGGAACGCGGUACAGGUACAGUGA
Messenger RNA from Fomitopsis serialis, 945 nucleotides. RefSeq lists its product as uncharacterized. The transcript has 3 exons. Lineage: Eukaryota; Fungi; Basidiomycota; Agaricomycetes; Polyporales; Fomitopsidaceae. The coding region runs from base 1 to 945 and encodes 314 amino acids. The record is from RefSeq and is a predicted model, not a curated record.